AUGCAAUUUGUUUCCUUCGCGUUUCUCUCCGUUGUCUGGAAGCUAUCAUACGCCACUACUCCCACACCGCCAUCGUCUACAACUCAACGAAUUGCUGUAGUAGGAGCGGGCAUUGGAGGCUCAGCUUUUGUUCACUUUCUGCAGGAGGCUGCAGGCACUAGCAACUACCAGAUCGAUGUGUAUGAAAAGGAAAGCAUUCCGUGCGGUCGUGUGACAACCAUCAAAACAGCAGGCAGUGUAUUUGAGGCAGGAGGCUCUAUCAUUCAUCCUCGAAAUCAAUACAUGAAGAACUUCACUGAUUUAUUAGGAUUACAGAGGUCGGAUGCUGAUCCAACUAAUGGAAGGUUUGGUUUGUUUAACGGAGAGGAGUUCAUCAUUCUUGAGACAGGACCCUCGAUUCUUGACUAUAUUAAGCUAUUUUGGAGAUAUGGAUUUCAGGUUGUAAAAAUCAAUUGGCUGGUUGACGAUACGUUAAAUCAGUUUGACAAUAUUUACAAGCUGCAGGAGCAGAAGAGGGCGUUUACAUCUGUUCCAGAUAUGUUGACUGCAAUGGGAGGACGAGAGAUGGCUCGUUUGGCGCAGAUAUCCAUCGCUGAUUAUUUGUUAGAGAAAGGGUAUACGGCUCAGUUUAUUAACGAAUUAGUAGUGGGAGGCAUGAGAGUGAAUUAUGGGCAGAACACUACGAUGGGAGCAUUUGCCGGGAUGGUGUCGCUUGCAGGCAUGGAGUCUGGACUGUGGCAAGUUGUAGGCGGAAAUAAUCAGGUGUGUGAACGGUUGUUGUCUCGGUCGGGUGUCGGUGUGAUGUAUAAUACAACGGUUACUCAUAUUGACAAGAGAUCGUCUCCAUCGGGUAAAACUGUUUAUUCUCUUUCACUCAAUGUCACAGGAUCAUCCAAUAUUGUGAAAAAAGAUUAUGACGUUGUUAUUCUUGCUGCACCGUUAGAGAAAGCUGACAUUCAGUUUACUGGAUUUCCUGUCAAUCCUAGCGCUAACGGCGUCUUUGAGCGAACCGUAGCUACCUUUGUUUCUGGGUCUUUGAAUUUGUCUCAUUUUCACUAUACAAACAGUCCUGCAGAUUUUCCCUCACUAGUGAUGACAACAGAGACACCAAAUGUUACUUUUAAUUGUAUUGGGCAGCAAGCAACAGUCGAUCAGAAGCUACCGAGUAUGGAAACAUACAAAGUUUUUUCUAGAAAGCUAAUGACAGAGCAGGAAAUUAAUACGUUGUUUUCUGAUGUCAAAACAGUGGCUGUAAAAGAUUGGCUGGCUUACCCACAUUACAACCCACCGCCUGAUUUCUUACCAUUUUUGUUGGAUGAUCACUUGUUUUAUCUCAAUACAAUUGAGUGGGCAGCCAGUGCAAUGGAAAUGUCGUGUAUAUCAGCAAAGAAUGUCGCUCUCAUCACAGCAGCAUCACUCAACAGAGUCAAUCCGUUUGCUGCACCACCAACUGCACCAACAGAACAUCCAGAGAGAGAUGAGUUGUAGAGACUAUGUUUACACAUUGAGUUGAGAUUUGAUUUGUCAAUCUGUACACAAAUUGGUGAUUUGUUGGUAAAGCAAACAUGUAUAACAAUGCUAGAGUUAUGUUUCUUUAUGUUAUGUAUGCUUUAGUCUUAUUAGCAUGACAUGUCAGACUUUAGAUUUGUGGUGUCCUGAUUUUGGCUCAAAGACGAGUUACUGGAUCAGAGAGAGAGAUACUGAUGUAGUCAAUUUUGGCGAUUGUUAGCCAUUUGGGUCACAGCAAGAAAUAUCCAGCUAACAGAUUAG
This is a messenger RNA of Corticium candelabrum, 1770 nucleotides long. RefSeq names its product prenylcysteine oxidase 1-like. The record is from RefSeq and is a predicted model, not a curated record. The transcript has a single exon. NCBI's taxonomy places the organism in Eukaryota, Metazoa, Porifera, Homoscleromorpha, Homosclerophorida, Plakinidae. Gene Ontology annotation, molecular function: prenylcysteine oxidase activity. Bases 1 to 1488 code for a protein of 495 amino acids. Gene Ontology annotation, biological process: prenylated protein catabolic process; prenylcysteine catabolic process.